AUGAAUGAAAUAAGCGAAUUAAUUAUACUGUUAAAUUCAAAUCUUCUUUGUGUAGAUGAUAGGAACAACGGUGAACAUAACAUUGACUCACAUGCACAAAGUUUAAGAAAUUUAGAAUGGUAUUAUAAAGCUAUAGACGAAGGUCGGAUUGUUAAAUUCGGAUAUUCGGAAUUUUUUAAUAUUAGAGAAAUAGGACAAGGUGGCUAUGGAAUAGUUUAUUCUGCCGAUUAUGGCGAACAAAAAGUCGCGUUGAAGCGGUUUACUCAGAAUAAUUCAAUUAUAAAUUUUGCUAAUGAAAUUAAACAAAUUUAUACAGUUAAUAAUCACGAAAAUAUUAAUAGAUUUCAUGGAAUCACUAAAGAACAACGACCAAAUUUAAACGAAAUCUUAGGAUGCCUUGAAGAAAUUUCGAAAGAAGUGGAUAAUAAGUUUAUAACGUAUAGUGAUCGCCAACGACGAGCUUCGACGCCAUCAUUAACGACUGAUAAUUCAUCGAGUUUAAGCUCUUCAUCUGACCACUCAGAAUAUUUCAGUAUUCAAUUAACAAUUUCUAUAAAUACAACAAAUAUUAUCACAAGAAGUCAGGCCGAAAAGAUCUCUGAUUGGAUUUAUGAAAAUAAUAUUAUUCGAUGCGAAUUUAGAUUACGAUAUAUGGGUGGUCGAGAUAGUGAUGGAGCCGAAUUUAAAAAUUUUCAUAAACACUGUGAUAAUAUAUCAGGAACCGUUGUGGUAUUAAGAGUUCGUGCGACGGGAGAAAUACUUGGUGGAUACAACCCAAUUAAAUGGAAAACAGCACCUCGUAAAUUUGGAGUGAUGCCUACUAGUGAUUAUGGAGUAACUGAUAAAGCGUUUAUUUUUUCCUUUAAAGAUGAAAAAACAAUUUUUAGUAAAGUAAAAAAUCCCGAUAAAGCUAUUUAUUACAAGGAUGAGUACGCAGUUUCUUUCGGGAAGAGCGAUUUAUCCUUGAUAAAUGACAUGACAUUAAAUUAUAAGUGGUAUUGUAAACAAAAAAAUUAUAGUAAACCGAUUAGAUCUUCGGUGGGUUCCUUUGAAGUAGAUGAUUAUCAAGUAUUCGAAGACCUUAAUUCCGUUCUUCAUUUAUUAAGAAGUCUUAGAAAAGUUCUUGUUAUCAACUCUAACAAAAAUAAAAAGACUACUUUACCUAGAAAAUUCCAAUUUACAACAAAUAUGAAUCCUUCAAUUUAUGAUACCACAUACCUUUCUAGCCCUGAAAUAAUUACCUCGUCAUUGUUUCUUGCUGUGAGUCUUGCCUUAACUGCGGACUCAUUUUUGCGAGCGAUAGUUGAUAAGACAAUCAAUUCAAAUUAUCGUCUUCUUUUUCCCAUAAAUAUUUCAAUACUGAUCAAUGAAAUACUCAUGGUUUUUUUAAUAAGAGCAAGUCAAAUUUGCUCUGAUGACUCUAAUGCCUUGAUAAAUUUAGAUCCCAAUUGUACAUACACUGCAAAAGUGAGCUUUCCAAAGUGCUCUGAUAAAUCAUCGAUAUAUUUAUAUUAUACGAUACUUCCAAUUACUCGAAUAUUUUACCUCAUCAUCAAGCCGUCCAUGAUAUAUCUUGCAUAUAAACGUGCCGCUAGUAUCUCGAGGAAGUUUGCAAGCCCUUUAUCUAGAUUAAUUGCUUACAUUUUUAUCGCUGCACGCAUCAUUGAAGUAGUCAUGACGACAACAUUUUUCUUCGUAGAUGGCUUUAAGUGUAGAGGUUCUUAUUGCGAUCCUCUAUGUUGGAUUACUUGUUUUAAAAUAUAUUAUGUACGAGAUAUAGUUGCUCCUUUUUUUCGCGUUUAUUAUAUCAUUGCUGAAUCUGUAUUUUAUUUGAGGUUAUUUCAAAAAGUUCGUGAAUUAAAAAAUGAUAAACGCAUUCGUCGUGUUAUUUUUCAUCAAUCUUUUUUAUUCACUAUUGAUAUAAUACAACUCUUAGCAAUGAUGAUUUAUCGAGAAGUUGGACGUUUUGAACAUCAAUUACCAACUUAUAUUUAUGCCGAGUUGUUUAGCACGGCAUUUACUAUUUUUGUAAUGACAAAAUUUGUAGAUAGGAUCCCUAAUCUGCUUGAAGCAAAAUCGAAUAAUGCUAAUGGCAAUAUAGAGUUAGAUGAGAAAGAAGAAAAUUUGCAACUUCAAAAUAAUGAAACAUUUUCUUAA
Messenger RNA from Dentiscutata erythropus, 2157 nucleotides. The record is from the annotation of a GenBank genome assembly. NCBI's taxonomy places the organism in Eukaryota, Fungi, Glomeromycota, Glomeromycetes, Diversisporales, Gigasporaceae.